Molecule: messenger RNA, 3307 nt
Organism: Vidua chalybeata
Lineage: Eukaryota; Metazoa; Chordata; Aves; Passeriformes; Viduidae
Gene: PIGV
Product: phosphatidylinositol glycan anchor biosynthesis class V
Exons: 5
Coding region: 1311-2834 (507 amino acids)
Biological process (GO): GPI anchor biosynthetic process
Cellular component (GO): endoplasmic reticulum membrane; mannosyltransferase complex
Molecular function (GO): alpha-1,6-mannosyltransferase activity; GPI mannosyltransferase activity
Source: RefSeq, a predicted model, not a curated record
GCUGAUCUGAAUUCUGCUCCCCCAUCACUUGUGUGUGCACAGACACAGCCCCGUGCACUUCUCAAACAGUGAAAACGAAGGGCAGAGGUGAGAAAUGAGUAAAACAACAACAGUGUUCCCAGCGUGGCACUGGGGGAGCCACACCUGACCCGACCGUGGCUGCCUGCAGCUCAAAUCCUCGAUGCUUUGGGCCGGGUCUGUACCCAAAUCCUUCCAUUCCAGGAACUCCUUCUAAUGCCUUUUGGACCCCAGUCACUCUGCUGUUCCCCUUUUUUUUUUUUUUUUUUUUUUUUUUUUUUUGCCAGCAAAGAAAACGUGAGUUCUUCCAAGGCUGAUGCCCGAUGAGAGCGCUCAGGGAGUCUCCUUAAGGGCUGAACGAUGGUUUCUGCUUCAUCCCAGGAGCUUUCCUGAGGGCUCGGGCCUGGGGAGAACUCGAGUUUUUCCUUUGCUGGCAGAAACGGCAGAGAGGUCCGGUCAGAGAGAGGCGUUUAAGGAACCUCUCCAGAAAUGGGAGGAUUGAGUGCAAGGCGUGAGGGAUCGGCAUUUCGGCCGCCCGCCCGCCGUCGGCUGGGCACGAGGGAUGUCCGAGGGCGUGCGGGCUGGGGACACCCCCCUGUGUCCUCCCCAGACCCCCGCAGGGCGCAGCUCACGCGGGCCCGCCCUGCCGCCUCAGGCCCUUGUGCUGCUGCUGCUGGCGGGGCACAUCCCUGGGCCUGUCCCGGGUCCCGGUCCCGGUCCCGGUCCCGGCCCGGCUCCCCCGCCCGCCCUCAACAAAGAUGGCGCCGCCUGCCCCUUCCCGACACGCGCGCGCCGCCGCCGCGCGCCGCCGGAAGAGGCGCGGCCGGAAGCUGCGCGCGCGAGGGCAGUGGGCGGUGCCGGGGAGCCGCGCGGGAGGGGUCGGGGCGGGCACGCCUUCCCUCCGUCCCUCCGUAAGAGGGCGCUGCGGCACCGGGACCGGGAUCUGAGCUGGGAUCGGCACCCGGACGGGAACCGGGAUCUGAGCCGGGACCGGAGCCGGGGUGUCCUCGCCGCCCUCGGCCCGGCCCCGGGACCGGCAGGAGCCGCACGGUGCCCUUUCCCACAGGAUUUUUGGGGCAGAGCCAUUCCCGACACUGCGUUCUGGAUCCAAACGGGGCUCGUGGGCUGCAGCUCUUCUGAAGGCUUUGUUCUGUCACAAGGUGUGCUGCGUCAUGACAAGAACAGGCUUUUUAAAGCUGUUUGCUUUGAGCUCUCUUGGCACAUUCAGGUUUCCCAAACUGGAAGGAGAAGCCUGGCACUGGUGACCUCCUGAGGCAAUUCCUGGGUGUGGGAUGGAGCGGUGGAGCAGGGCAGACCCCCAGCUCCGAGAGGUCGUGUGGUUCUCCCUGCGCUGCCGGGCCCUGGCGCUGCUGCUGCAGGCCGUGUUUAACCUGCUGAUCCCGGACCACGCUGCUGAUGCCUUCUCUCCGCCGCGGCUGGGCCCGCGGGGCCCAUGGGACACACUGGUGGAGCGGCUGCUGGGCGGGCUGGGCCGCUGGGACGCCGAGCAUUUCCUGUUCAUCGCCGAGCAUGGCUACCUGCUGGAGCACAACUGCGCCUUCCUGCCGCUCUUCCCGCUGGGGCUGCGGCUCCUGGCCGGCCUGCUGCCAUGGCCGGUGCAGCUGCAGCCCCGCAGCCGGCUGCUGCUGGCGGCCACGCUGCUGAACGCGCUGCUGUCGACACUGGCGGCCGCGGCCCUGCUGGCGCUAGGCCGGGCCGUGCUGCGGCGGCCGCGCCUGGCCUUCGUGGCCGCGCUGCUCUUCUCUGUCAGCCCGGCCGGCGUGUUCCUGGCCGCUGCCUACUCAGAGAGUGCCUUCGCCUUGCUGGCCUUCGGCGCCAUGUGGCAGCUGGAGAAGGGGCACAGCUGGCUCAGCGGGCUGCUCUUCGCCCUGGCUUCUGCGGCCCGGGCCAACGGGCUGAUUAAUGCUGGCUUCGUGCUCUACUCGCACGGCAAGCGCUUUGCGCUGCAGCUGCAGGGGGAAUUGGCAUUCCCCGUGUUGUGGAAGCGGGCCCUUAGCCUGGCGUCUUCAGCAGCCCUGCUGUGUGCCGCAAUUUUCCUGCCUUUUGCGGUGUUUCAGUACUAUGCCUACAUGAGGUUCUGCGAGCCUGGCACGGGGCUGGGCCAGACCAUUCCCAAGCCGCUGCUGCAGCUGGCACGGGACAAGGGCUAUCGUGUGGCAGGCGUGGCUGGGGCUAAACCCCCUUGGUGCUCCCAGCGCUUCCCUCUGGUUUAUUCCUAUAUCCAAGACACUUACUGGAACGUGGGCUUUCUAAGGUACUUUGAGCUCAGACAGAUCCCAAAUUUCUUGCUUGCUCUGCCUGUCACCCUUCUGGGCUCAUGGGCUGCCUGGACCUACGUCAGCACAAACCCCCGGCACUGCCUGACUCUUGGCCUAGAGAGGAGUAAGAGUGAAGAGAGGGGGAAGGCAAGAGAUGGAUUCUGUGGCCCUGCUGUCUUCGUGUACGUGGUCCACAGCACGGCCCUGCUGGCUUUCGGGUUCUGCUGCAUGCACGUGCAGGUGCUGACCCGCUUCCUUGGCUCCUCCUCUCCCAUCCUGUACUGGUUCCCAGCUCACCUGCUUCAGGAACACGAACCUUUACUCUGGAGCACAGGAACUGAUAAGCCAGCCUCUGGGAAGUCUCUUCUGGGUAAAUCUCCCAGUUCCUGUGGGAAAGGGACCUCGGACAACCCUGUUGUGAGGCUGCUGCUGAACUGGCAAUCAAUUACCCCCCUCAGCAAGAGCAUCCUGGGGUUCUUCCUGGGCUACUGGCUGCUGGGGCUGAUCCUGCACUGCAACUUCCUCCCGUGGACGUAGCGGGCUGUGCUGGCGGGACAGGAGCUCUGCUCAGAACUGAAACUCACCUGCUCUGAAAGCCUGAGGUGGCUGUGGUGACGCUGUUGUUGCAGUUACAAAGGCGUUACUCCUCCGUUACCAUGUCCCAGGUGGGAUGUUCUCUGUGGCAUGGUGCUGCAGCAUCCUGCCCCACUCAACCGGCAUUGCUGACAGGCAAAGUUUCCAUCCCCUGCCUGGGAUGGGGAAUGCACCUCGGUUCCUGCCUCUCCUGGGGGAGUUUACGGCAGGCACGGAUUUGUGGCAGGAUCGAUUUGGGGAUUCCCUGGGAUGUGUUGUGGGCACGGCAGGAGGGCAGGGAGGGUCCAGCUGCUCUGUGCUGCUCAGACUGUUCCGCUUCUUUUUCCAUGGAGCCAGGCUGGGCAGGGACACGGCGGGGGUGGCGGGCGCUGCGUGGGCACAUGCACGACCCCAAUAAACACGUGAAAGUUACCGGA